UUCAAUUUAAGUCAAGUAUUUGUUUGAAAUAAUUUUCCAUCAUUUUGUGCACUGAUAUGACAAAAAAACGUAAAUUGUCCGGCUCAGCUCCGGUAAAAAUCGAAGUUAAAGAAGAAAAUGUAUUGGGAAACGAUUAUCUUAUGGCAAAAGGCCGGCUUAAAGGUGUCUUGAAACAGCUAACAGAACGGUCUUCAGACGAAGAGAGCGAUUCUUCAGAUGAAAACAGAAGCCGCAGCGAUGGACACCGCAAACGAAAAAACGACAACAUGCCAACCCCGUACCACCACACUUACGUGAUGAAAUUGUUCGACCGUAGCGUGGAUUUGGCCAGGUUCGAAGAAGAUACUCCUUUGUAUCCGAUUUGUAGAGCAUGGAUGCAGAAUCAACCUAGGAACCCACAACCUAUCAUAAAACGCAGAGUUUCAUCCCCUGAACCCGACAGUUCUCCGUGGAACGAAAACUCAAUUUCUGAUGUGGUUAGAUUGCCUCUACCCUCUAGAGCUUUCACAACUAGAAUUCCGUCACCGAUUCCCGAACAAGUUCAGGAUAAAGACAACAUUAAUCUGAACUAUGAAGAAUGUCCCGUGGUGGAAAAAAACGAACUAAUCUGUGGCCACCUGCAAAGGUGGGUUAAAGUAAAGAAGAAGUGGAUCGAAACGGCGGCUAAAAACGAAGAGAGAUACGGGAGAAGUACCCAAAUGCUACAAGCCAUUUACAAUAAGGCGCAGGAAAAUAUGGAGUAAACAGCAGGAAGCGUCUUGAUGGAAGAAACAAUUUAUUAAGGAUUAUUUACAAACUUUUAAAUAAAUAUUCCGUUAUGUAACAUCAGCAUAUACCUAGAUAUAUUGUAAAAUAUAUAAUAAAUAUAAUAUAGGAACUACACAAAUAAAUAACAAUUUCCUACGAUUAGAAAUUAUAUCGAAACGAACCUGUAAGUGAACAAUUUAUAAGUGUUAGGUUCGUUCUCUUCUAUUUUGGCAUGGAUGCGUACUUGGCCCCCAUUCAUGUUUAGUUUAAUAAACGAGAUAUACUUUAUAAUAGACAACCGAAGCAUAUAAAUGGAUAAAACUACGUAAUAUCACGAGUUCCAGCAUAAAAAAGAUAGGGGUACCUAAGGGGUUAACUAUUCUGAUUAGCGUAGUAGUUACAUGUGAUAUAUUAAAAUGAUUUGAUGUUUAGAAAAUGUAUCACCGUUUUGUAGUAAUUUUUUUUACCAGCCUUUUUAGACACGGGUAUUUCGUAGAAUAAAAAAUAGAUUCCGUAGCUCGGGAAACUUAAUUGAAAUUAUUUCAGUAUUAGUUAUUGCCUCGACAGUAACUAAGAGUUAAUGUAUGUAUAAGUACGAAUUUAAAUUAUAAAAAAAAAUGUAUUUGCAGAUCUUGUUUAUAUUAUCGGGCGUUUACUAAAUUUGGAUCAAAAAAUUGCCUGAUAUUUCCAGGGAAAUUUAAAAAAAAAUUGCAGUUUGCAAAAAUAUAAAUAUGCUCUAUAUCAAUUAUCAUCACCAUUUCCUAAUUUUUUUUAUCAAUUUAUUUGAUUUAAAAAUAAAACAUUUUCUAACAACUUUUGUUUAUCCGAAUACCAAGUAAGCGUAAGAUGGAUAUACAAGGAAUAUUUUUAUCUAGGAGAAAUUGACAUUUUAUUUAGUUAAAAUAAAAAAAAAUAAGUUUAUCGAAUGACGUUCAAUUUUUAAGUAAACUAAUAACGUUAAUUCUGUGUAUUAAAAAAAAUCUGCAAACUUUGUUACGGGAAGAACAAAAACGAACAAAGAAAAUCAACCCCUUAAUUUUAUUUUAAACAGGGAUGUUAAUCUACUUUGAAUUUUACGAGGCCCGUUUUUUGUUUUUCCAAAAAUUUUUCGAGCUCUGUGACGCUAUGUCAAAAUUUACAUCGUGAUAGCGUUAUUCAGAAAAUGAAAAUGCAUAUUUUUUCCAAGGGGCCGUCAUUUUGACCCAAAUCAUCCUAUCGGACCACUUUUUUUCCAAAAUGUGCAGAAUUUAAAACUUUCUGAUAAAUGGGUAAAACGAUUUGAGAGAUAAGGUUUUGAAAAUUCAUAUUUUUUUUUCAAGUGGCCCUCAAUUUGACCCAAAUUAUCCUAUCAAAAAGUUAUUUUUCACGAUGUGAGGGGUUUUAUCAACCUUCACCUGUUUCUUUCAGAAUUCAAAUUGCUUUAAAAAUUUCCAAGAUAAAUGAGAAAAACGGAAAAAACAAAAUUAAAAAAAAUUGACUUCCA
Messenger RNA from Anoplophora glabripennis (Asian longhorned beetle), 2230 nucleotides. RefSeq names its product protein lin-37 homolog (gene mip40). Gene Ontology annotation, biological process: negative regulation of transcription by RNA polymerase II. The coding region runs from base 57 to 743 and encodes 228 amino acids. The record is from RefSeq and is a predicted model, not a curated record. Lineage: Eukaryota; Metazoa; Arthropoda; Insecta; Coleoptera; Cerambycidae. The transcript is spliced from 5 exons. Gene Ontology annotation, cellular component: transcription repressor complex; Myb complex.